GAGAAUAAACCUGUUAAAAUUGUGUGAGUUACACAACUGUCAUCGCUAACAAAAUUAUGUAAACCCCAUAGUGUACAAUUUGGACCACGAAGUAUUCUGCAAUACGCAAACUCCUCACUUUUUGUGAUUUUCGUGUGUUUCUAUUCGAUCGUACGUGGGUUGAUGAAAGCAUAACGGAAUGGUAUGGAACGCGUGCCGUUCGCUUUGAACGUGUAUCACUACGCCCGAGGUCGGGAAGGAGGAUCACCUCUGCGACUCUAGUACACAAACAAAAUACUUAUUGUAGCAGCCGUUGUAUGCCGUGAAGUGGAGUAAAUUCUUUCCCUCAACAUUUGCAAUAGAAUGAUGCUGAAUGCAGCUGCACAUUCGCUGCUGGCGCAAUCCAGUUCGCGAUUCCUAAUGAGAUUAUCGCGGCACUACCAACAUUGGGCGCUCGGCUGUACUGUAUGUUUUUGUCGACAAGAAUCGCAACAUUUCUCCGGUCGACAACUGGCGCGGUUCCGCGGUACCGCAUACCGGUUACACCAACCGAACGUGCGGGCCAGCAUCUACGAUGGCAGCGAAUCAUAUUUCGACCUUGCACCGACUUGUACCGAUCGCUGGAACACUGGCUCCCCGUUUUACCGCUGUUACUCCUCUGACCCAAAGAAGGAGAACCACCGGUAUGAGAUUGCUGUAAAAUCGGUUGAAAGAGCCGAGCUGUUACAGACUGUGCUGUUGAAAAACAAAAGACUGCUGCAAGAAAAACGCGACGUUCUAGUCCGCGACAUCCGAGAACGGAAGGAAAAGGUAAAGGAGCGCGUAGAGGAGGUGAUUGAACGUGAAAACGUGGCCACCCUACCGAAUCUACUCUGCAUAGGUCGAAUUAUUGCUUCGCCCUACCUCGGCUACCAAAUUGUGCAGGGCGACUAUCGAUUCGCCAUGGCAAUAUUGGUUGUGGCGGGGCUCACCGAUCUCGCAGAUGGCUGGAUAGCGCGUCAAUGGCCAAAUCAGGCGUCUCGGCUUGGCUCAUUUCUCGAUCCCAUGGCAGACAAAAUCCUAGUUGGUUCAAUGGUUAUGGCAAUGUCGUACGUUGGCCACUUGCCCAUCUGGUUAACGGUGAUGGUGCUGUUUCGGGACGUUUUUCUCAUCGGCGCUGGGUUCGUCAUCCGCUACAUUAGUCUCCCGCAACCACGCACCUUGUCAAGGUACUUCGAUGUAACGCAUGCUACGGCUCAACUAGCGCCCACCUUCAUUAGCAAACUGAACACUGCCGUGCAACUAGUCAUGGUGGCCGCGACGCUUGGUGCUCCGAUCUUCAGUUACAUCGGUCACGCAUAUCUGCACGGGCUGUGGUAUCUGACGGGAUUCACUACUGUUGCAGCAGCUGUGAGCUACCUCACCAACAAGGAUACGUACAAGAUACUGCGAAAAAGCCGCUAGUGACACCAAACUACCUCAUAGGUUGGUAGGCUUUGUUUAGCUGGAGAUUUUACUGCGUUAUCUUUUUUUCAACUAUUCCAGAACAGUUGUAUCGCUGUUGAGCAUUUCUUUUUAAUUUAUUUAAAAAGAAAUAUAAAAAAAUCAACACAGAAUAAAAAUUAUGAUGUAUUUAUU
Anopheles cruzii is the source of this 1596-nucleotide messenger RNA. RefSeq names its product probable cardiolipin synthase (CMP-forming) (gene CLS). NCBI's taxonomy places the organism in Eukaryota, Metazoa, Arthropoda, Insecta, Diptera, Culicidae. Gene Ontology annotation, cellular component: membrane; mitochondrion. Bases 343 to 1422 code for a protein of 359 amino acids. Gene Ontology annotation, molecular function: cardiolipin synthase activity. Gene Ontology annotation, biological process: cardiolipin biosynthetic process. The record is from RefSeq and is a predicted model, not a curated record. The transcript is spliced from 2 exons.